This is a messenger RNA of Rotaria socialis, 1821 nucleotides long. Lineage: Eukaryota; Metazoa; Rotifera; Eurotatoria; Philodinida; Philodinidae. The record is from the annotation of a GenBank genome assembly.
AUGUUACCUACGUCUUCUUCUUCGACUACAGCAGGAAAUACUACCGACGAUUGCGCGAUAUGUCUUAGUGCUCUUGCACGUGGCACUCCUCUAUUGACAUUGUCUUGCAAUCAUAAAUUUCAUUUGCAAUGUUUAGCAUCCAAUAUCAAAGCAACAAAUAAAGAAUGUCCACUAUGUCGAGCUACCAUUGAGGAGUCUAUUGUUCAGUUACUAGCAGGCUCUACUGGACCUGCACCGCAACUACUACAACAACCGCGCAUAGCGCAAAAUCAAUUACCACCAAUUAUUGUUGUCCCUUCGGUUGAAGAUCCAGUCGAUGAAAAUGUUGUACAAGCCCAUUGGGAUCGUCUCUCGUCUGCUCGUCAAAUUGCUUCAACUUCACGCAAUGCUACUGGCAAUCCUUCAUUAAUAACUACAUCAACGACAUUCGAAUAUCGAGCUCGACUUUCGCAUGAAGAAUCGAAUAUUUUCGGUCUUGUCACUUUACAAGCACCAGACAGCGUCUCAUCAACAGAACUCGAUACUUUAUUGUCGUCUCGUGUUCCAAUAGAUCUAGUCUGCGUUGUCGAUCAAAGUUCAUCUAUGUCAGGUGACAAGAUAACUUUAUUGAAACAAACCUUAGUCUACAUUGUCGAACAAAUGAACGAAUUUGAUCGUCUAGCGAUCAUUUCAUUCAGUACACAGGCAUUUGAUCGUUCACAUGGUCUCAAAAGAAUGAAUCAACUAAACAAACAAAUCUUGACUCAUGCUAUCAAUACUGACAUUAUUAGCCGAGGUGGUACGUAUAUUGGAAGUGGCUUGCAGAUGGGCAUACGUUUAUUGGCUGAUCGUCAAACAAAAAAUUCGUUGAGCGCUAUAUUUCUGUUGACGGAUGGUCAAGAUAAUCACUGUCAUGAUUACACAGAGUUGAUGGAAACUUUACCCAACGUUGUUCAAUGUCAUACGUUCGGUUACGGGCCGGAUCAUACUGCAUCAUUACUAGUGCGGUUAGCCGAACAAGGCAAUGGUGGUACAUUCACUUAUAUCGAUCAAGAACAAGCAAUAGGUCCUGCCUUUGCAAUGGGUCUGGGUGGUUUAUUUACAUGUGUUGCGCAGCAAGUUCGCAUUAAUAUGGAAUUCAUUGGUGACUAUAAGAUCACUCAUUUUCAUGGAAAAUAUAAAUAUGAACCUCAACAAUUACCGUCAACAAAACUUACUAUUUAUUUACAUGAUUUGAAUGCAGAAGAAAAGCGAAAUCUUGUUUUUCAGUUACAUAUACCUAAACUAAAAAAUAAAGAACAAAGUAUCGAAACGGAUAGUCAACAGCCAAUGUCAUUGACUCGAUCUUCUGAAGAAAUUCAACUAUUUGAAAAUCAAAUCAUUGGUAAUGUGACAGUGACAUACAUAGAUCUAAAUACUGGUCUUAAAAUCACCACAGAUCCAGUUUCUUUCAAUUUAGUUCGGCGUUCUCAUCUCGGAUAUGAUCUUCUUCAAGUCAAUAGUGUGCUUGAUAUUCAACGAAAUCGAGUAGAAACUACACGUGCGCUUGAGCAAGCCAUGGCCGAACAUGAUUAUCGACAAUCGCGUGCUAUUCUACAAGCUCAAGUCGACAAGAUCAAGGCUAGUGUAUCUGCGAACGAUCCAUUCUGUCAAAAUCUAAUUAAAGAUCUUGAAUAUCGCUAUCCAACAGAAAGUGCCUAUCGAUCAUCACAAUACAAUACUUAUAUAUGCCAUACGAUGGAGCGAGGUACAUAUACGUCGCCAACUAAUAUAAGCUCACUUCAAUAUGCUAAUCAGCGCCAAGUUAAAAUGGCUUUUGAUGUCAAAAAUAGGAAAACUUAA